Molecule: messenger RNA, 1177 nt
Organism: Drosophila grimshawi
Lineage: Eukaryota; Metazoa; Arthropoda; Insecta; Diptera; Drosophilidae
Product: ras-interacting protein RIP3-like
Exons: 1
Coding region: 1-1143 (380 amino acids)
Source: RefSeq, a predicted model, not a curated record
AUGCUUGAGCACGGCUUGCUGCCCACAACCAAUCAUCAGCCGGACCCACAAAAACGUCAGCAACAGCAACAGCAACAGCAACAGCAACAGCAACAUGAGCAACAUCUAACAACAACACGUCGCAGAUCCCGGGUCCAGCAACAGCAACAGCAACAACAACAGCAACAACAACAGUCGCAGGCGCAGGCGCAAUCGCAGGUUGCUUUGUUGCUGGAUCUGCCCAAGAUAAAAAUUGAAAUUGGUGCUGCUGAGCAGCAGCGAAAGCAGUCUCUAUUGCUGCCAUUGCCGCUGGCAGCAACGUCCACGCCCAAAGCCGCCACCUCAUCCUCCUCCUCCUCCUCAUCCUCGUCAUCCUCCUCAUCAUCGUCCAUUCUAAAGAGUUCACUGCUGAGCGGUGCAGCGGCUACGCUUGCCACGCUAACAGCAGCUGCCGAUCAGAUUGCGCGCCGAUCAGCAAUUGAGGCGUCGAUCAGCAACAACAGCAGCAGCAACAGCAACCACAGCAGUAGCAACACUGCCCCAAUAACAAUGACUAUGGCUGGCAAGGCGGCAACACACAGCAGCAGCAGCAGCAACACUAGCAGCAGCAGCAGCAACAGCUUAGAAGAGAGCAAAAGACUUGAACAUCAACAACACCAUCAGCAACAACAACAUCAGCAGCAUCAACAGCAACAACAUCAGCAACAAUAUACAUCAAUUCUACAGUCGGCCCUAAUGUCACAACGUCCAAUGGUAGUUGCCAGCCCGUCGUCAACAACAGCAACUGCAACAGCAACAUCGGCAGAUGUAACAUCAUCAACAGCAACAACAAGAACAACAACGACAAUGACAACAGCGGCAACAUCACCGCCACCAGCGCAUGUGCUAAAAACUGCGGUGACAUUGGCCAGUCUAAGUGAAAUUGCCACUGCACGACAGCAACAGCAAGAAUUGCUCGCGCUGCAGCAGCAGCAGCAACAGCAACAGCAACUGAAAUUGCCUUGUAGGAUUAUCAAUUUGAGCAGCAACACUACAACGGGUCCAGGAGCAAUAACAAUUACAGCCAAGCCGCUGCUGCGACAAAGGAACAGUAACAACAGCAACUGCCACAACAGCAACAGUUCAAGUCAAUCAGCAAAUGGUAAGCAGCAACAUAGUAUGUGAAAAAUGCAUGUAGCUAAUUUGAAAUACCAAUUGG